This is a messenger RNA of Cuscuta europaea, 2029 nucleotides long. The record is from the annotation of a GenBank genome assembly. NCBI's taxonomy places the organism in Eukaryota, Viridiplantae, Streptophyta, Magnoliopsida, Solanales, Convolvulaceae.
GUAGUCUCCAAGCACAGCCCGCUGACGUGUCAAAAAAACUCAACACCGUGAAGGCGGACGUUCAUGUAUAGACGAGCUACGAGACUUGGUGACUCAGGAAAAAAAAGGCUCGCACGUCUUCCAAAAAAUAGAGGGAAACAAAAAUUGCUGGAGGGAAACUAUGCGAAAAUUGCUUUCAUAUAUAUGCUAUCAGUUUUCCACAUCCCCACGAAUUCUUAUUUCAAGUUCACCAUCUCCAAGUCGCCGCAGCAACUGCUCUCCUGCUAGGGAUGAUCGAGAUUCGAACAUGUGACCUCCUUCUUGGAAGAUCACAAGGUUUUAAUUAAACGUGUAACACGGAUCACAAAUGUGUAUCAGCCCGUUAGCUUCCUUGUAACCCGUAAGUUAGCCAACUUUUCCUAUAAAAGGAGGCUAACUUACGGGAACCCAAGCGAUCGAGGCUUUAGAGAAUAGAGGCGCAGAGAUAGAGAGAUUAGGGUUUGCCGCUGCUCUCCUUCUCUAGGGAGAGCAGCGGCCAGUUUACACGGUAUACCAAAGGUGUUGUUAAUCUUGAUGUCUUUCUAUCUGCUUCUUUAUCACCGUUAUGAUUGUUCGAUCGUUAAGUUUUGGGACUAUAAAAAAUAAUACACUUAUAAUUAAAAUCAAAUAUAUCAUCAAUAUAAUGACCUCUGUAUGUUGUAUACUCAUCAAAAUUACUUCUGAAAAUAUAUUUGAAUUACUUUAUUUAAUUCUUGUUUAAAUAACUGUGUCAUUUUUUAACGAGUAGUUUAAGUUGGACGGAUGUAUUACUACGUAUAUAUUAGUAUGAAUUAUUAUUAAUAUAUACUCUCUCCAUAUAUUAAAGUUUGCUACACAUUCACUUUCUUCGAUGUAUUUAAACAUUUGUUACACUUUCUUUUUUGGGUAAGUAUUCCUUUAAAAAUACUCACUUACUCUUACUAUUUCUACUCUUUAUCCUAUCAUUCAUACUUUUCCACCAUCUCUCAAACUUUUUAUCUACACUGUUAAUUACUCCUAUUAUUUAAUCCUUAAAUAAUUUGCCCAUAUCUAUAAUAGUGAACUUUUAAAUACGGAGUGAUUAUACAUAUUCACAAAUCAUGUGAUAAGUUCUACUACAAUAAAAAAACAAAUUCAUCCAGAGAUUCAAAAAAUAAAUUGCCUUGAUUGUGUGAAUAUAUAUGAGAAUGAGGGAUUUAGAUUUCUUGCGUUAUGCAUGUAUUUUUCAAAAAACAAAUCUCCUAAUUAAAGGCAAUAAAAUGAUUUUGUACCCAAUUGGGCGUGUCCAUUGAACUACUCAUUUUAAUCAGUUUCCUUAUAAGUUUUUUUCCUAUUCAAUGCUUGUCUCUAUCUUGUGUAUUAUCGAGGACAUUCCGCCUUAUAAAAGAGAUGGAUAGUUUCACAAAAAGAUUUAUCGAAAGAGAAAAAACACUAUAUCAUCUAUCCUUGAAUUGCUUCUUGUCUUCAUUUAUUUCUUUUGGAUUUAAAGAUGUCAUCACACAAAAUGUUCGUUGUUUUAGCUGUAGCAGAAGUGUUGUUAUUGUGUGCUUUGGCUAAUGCACACACCAUUCCCGUUGGUGAUUCUGCCGGAUGGACUUAUGAUAUGGGUGGCUGGCCAAAUGGAAAAACUUUUAAAGCCGGCGAUAUUCUUGUGUUUAAAUAUGAUCCAGCAGAACACACUGUGGUAAUAGUGAGCAAGGAAAACUACGAUUCAUGCAAACCGGUUGGGAAGACGCUAAGUUCAGGACACGAUCAUGUCAGAUUAACUAGCGGGACGAGCUACUACAUUUGUGGCAUUGCUGAUCACUGUGAUUUUGGACAAAAGAUUAAUGUAACUGCUGUGUAAUUAUAUAUUAUAUAUAAAUUACAUAUAUAUUAUACUUCUAUUACAUGCUAAUAUAUGUUAUCUGUACGAACUUAUAGAAGGUUCAAAUUGAUAUUUAAUUAUUUCAAUAAAGAUCACAACUUAAAUACUUGGCCUUCGGGUUGUGCGACUUUCUUAUUGUAAUUACGGAGCACGAUACUUCAUCAA